Molecule: messenger RNA, 2000 nt
Organism: Drosophila bipectinata
Lineage: Eukaryota; Metazoa; Arthropoda; Insecta; Diptera; Drosophilidae
Gene: mre11
Product: double strand break repair nuclease mre11
Biological process (GO): double-strand break repair via homologous recombination; meiotic DNA double-strand break formation; telomere maintenance
Cellular component (GO): Mre11 complex; site of double-strand break; nucleus
Molecular function (GO): manganese ion binding; single-stranded DNA endonuclease activity; 3'-5'-DNA exonuclease activity
Source: RefSeq, a predicted model, not a curated record
GCAUGGUGCUGCCAGAUCUUGCAUCAAACUGCCAGAAGCGGUCUGGCCACACUGUAUUCAGGCGCAGUCAGCGGUCGAAUUCGCGAAUUUCACAAAGGUGGCGGCAAACAAAUUGCAGGCUUUAAACAGCACAUCACAGCCAUGGCGGAUACUAGCGGAGCAGAACAGGACACAGGCGAUGUAAUCCGCAUCAUGGUGGCCACCGACAACCACCUUGGCUAUGGCGAAAAGGAUGCUAUUAGGGGCGAGGACAGCUUUACGGCAUUCGAGGAGAUCCUGGAACUGGCUGUGUCCGAGGACGUAGACAUGAUCCUUCUGGGCGGAGACCUCUUCCACGACGCCGUGCCCAGCCAAAAUUCCCUGCACAAAUGCAUGGAAUUGCUGCGUAGAUACACCUUCGGGGAUCGGCCUAUUUCCCUGCAGAUUUUAAGCGAUCAAGCGGAGAGCUUCCACAACUCUGUGAACCAGUCGGUCAACUAUAUGGAUCCCAACCUGAACAUUUCCAUACCGGUCUUCUCUAUCCAUGGCAACCACGACGAUCCAAGUGGCUUCGGAAGACUUAGCUCUCUGGAUCUUCUAAGCACCACUGGUCUGGUGAACUAUUUUGGCCGCUGGACGGAUCUAAGCCAAGUAGAAAUCAAACCAGUCUUAAUACGCAAAGGCGUCAGCCAACUGGCGCUCUACGGACUAAGCCACAUCCACGAUGCCCGGCUGGCACGGCUAGUUAAGGACUUUAAAGUGAACUUUUUCUGUCCCGAAUCUAAUAAGGAAAAUGAGUCCGAUGAGGAUGACUGGUUUCAUCUUCUUGUGGUGCAUCAGAAUCGAGCUGAUCGCGGACCAAAAAACUACUUGCCUGAAAACUCGCUUCCUGCAUUCCUGCAUUUGGUAAUCUGGGGUCACGAGCACGACUGCAGGAUAGAACCGGAGCUGAACCCCAAGGGUUUCUAUGUCUCGCAGCCGGGGUCGUCGGUUCCCACCUCACUGUCUCACGGCGAGUCCAUAAAGAAACACGUCGGUCUGUUGGAGAUCUAUAAGAACAAGUUUAAGCUCAAGGAGCUGCCGUUGCAGACAGUGCGUCCCUUUGUCCACGAAUCCGUGGUUCUUGCAGACAUUGCUGACGAGCUGGAAUUGACACAGGGGAACGCAUCCGCAAACGUGCACAAGUAUGCCAAAAAGCGCGUGGAGGCCAUGAUAGAGCAGGCAAAGGCUCAGCUUACGGGUCACCCACAACAGCCCACAUUGCCCCUCAUCCGGCUACGUCUUCUCUAUACGGAUGAGACCUGUAUGUUUAAUACUAUUCGCUUCUCGCAGAUGUUCAGCACACAGGUUGCCAAUGCUCAGGACGUGGUGCUGUUCAGUAAGAUCGCCAAGCGCAAGACAGAGAAGGAGGGGCUGCAAAGUUUGGACAAAGAGGCUAUGCGAAAGGCUAUGGAGGCGGAAAAUGCUACUCGCGUGGAAGAACUCGUCGCUCGCUACUUCGAUGGAGCCAAUACGAAGAAUCCCCUGAAGCUGUUCCACUCUAAGGCUCUGUCCGAGAUGACCUUUCGUCUGGUGGAGCGUAAAGAUGCCAAUGCUGCCGAUCAUAUUGUGAAGUUCUACAGGGAAAAGGCUGUGGAUCAUUUAAUGGACUCCAUGCCCUUUGAGGAGAACGUUGGCGAAGAGGUGAACAGUUGGAUGCUCCGCAGCAAGCACGAGAAUCUGUUGAAGGAGCUCGACUCAAGGGGCACCAGUGUAAAGAAGGACAAUAAGUCUCCUAACGCAAGCACAGCCACAACAACCGGGCGAGGGCGUGGCGGCCGUGGUGGAGGCCGUGGACGGGCUACGGCCACUGCAACCACACGGGGAAAGGGUCAGUUGGAUGUCACCGUUAAUACCACUCGCACUUCGUCGAGACAAACUUUGUUAAACAGUAUAAAACCUAAGAAAAAUACUCCAACAUAUGUUGUAGAUGAUUCCGAUUCAGAUUAACUCACAUUCCAGAGUCCUGAUAAAAGUUAAAG